Molecule: messenger RNA, 1059 nt
Organism: Coccidioides posadasii C735 delta SOWgp
Lineage: Eukaryota; Fungi; Ascomycota; Eurotiomycetes; Onygenales; Onygenaceae
Source: RefSeq, a predicted model, not a curated record
AUGGCUGAAGAUACUACAGAAUCAUAUGCAACUAUGUCACUGGGUGAGGACAAGAGAAUUGUGGUUCAUUCCCACAUUUCUAUGCCUUCCCCUGGCACAGCAAAUGCAUCUUGGUUUGACAGCAGAGAUGCUACCCUGUUUAUUGAAAGGUUUUAUCAGAUGUGCAAGAAUCAUAGGACCUUGGAAGACUACAAAGAAGGUAAUUGGGAAGUAUUCUCCAAAGAGAUUAUUCAUGAAUUUCAUAAUCAAGACAUCACUUACAAGAUUCACCAUCAGAAUUACCUCCAGGCAAUUACAAAGAAACCAUGUGCUUGGGAUGGCAACAUUCACACCUAUGUUCAAGAAUACACUACUAUUGCCAGUACAGUUCAAGCAAAUGGAAGACUUGAUGAAUUCACUAAGGUGUCUUGGUUCCUUCAAGAGCUACCUGAGAAGCUCUGGAAUAAGGUUAUUGACAAGGCCAAGCUCAAUCUUUCAGACAAUAUGUCGCCUAUUGAUUUUAGGAAAGUUGUUCAGGUGACCAUGGAUUUGAUCAACCAGUAUAAAGAGAAUAAGAAGAUCUUUGAAGAAGAUGAAAUGAAACAAAAGAAAAUAGAGAAGCUUGGUGAGCAAUAUCAAUUGGCUAACAAGCCCCCUACAGUUGAAGCUCCAAAGAAAACAGCUAGUUUUGUGAAGACUGAAGAAUCCAAAUCAAAAGCCAAAGCCAAGGGCUCUGACAGCAUCAAUAUUGAAGCUGCUAUUGAAAAGAUAACCAACAAGUUCACAAAUUUGGCAUUGGCCAUGAGAGUACAAUCAAAUCAGAUACAAGGAAAUUCCAAUCAGUAUUAUAUGCUGCAGAGAGAAGGACCUCCAAAACCUAUACCAAAUUAUCCAACAAAUGUGACUGUUAAUCCUACAACUGUACAAGAGAAUACUCAACUGCCAGUCAACCCCUAUUUGGCUCAAAAUGGCUCUCCUAUAACAGGCUAUAGUAGUGCUUAUGGACAAGAAGAAGCUCAAACUGGAGGAAUUUUGACACAUCCCUCAUGCUUCUACUGUGGAAAACCUGGACAUUGUUAA